CACUCAAAUUGUUGCUGGAAGCAGACGGUACUGUAGACGUCUGACUAGAUUUCGGGGCGUCUUACUCUCGUGGAGUGGGCUGUCGCUCCGGCGCUCGGAACUUGUUACCGGCUUUUCGGCCGCGAGGCCUGGAAGGAGGCUUAUUUAGGCGGCUUGAGAACGAUCCUGGGCGUCUGAGUGUUCCGCUCGUCACGCACUCAGCGCCAUGUCCUGGAUGUUCAAGAGAGAUCCUGUUUGGAAGUACUUGCAGACUGUCCAGUAUGGAGUCCAUGGAAAUUUUCCACGCCUCUCAUAUCCAACUUUCUUUCCUCGUUUUGAAUUUCAAGAUAUUAUUCCUCCAGAUGACUUCCUAACAAGUGAUGAAGAGUUAGAUUCAGUUUUAUUUGGAACUUUGAGAGGCCAUGUCGUUGGACUACGCUAUUACACAGGAGUAGUUAAUAAUAAUGAAAUGGUUGCAUUACAACGAGAGCCGAAUAACCCCUAUGAUAAGAAUGCAAUUAAAGUAAACAAUGUGAAUGGAAAUCAGGUUGGUCAUAUAAAGAAAGAUCUUGCAGCUGCCUUGGCCUAUAUCAUGGACAACAAAUUGGCACAAAUUGAAGGGGUAGUUCCUUUUGGUGCAAACAAUACUUUUACCAUGCCUCUGCAAAUGACAUUUUGGGGAAAAGAAGAAAAUAGAAAAGCAGUUUUAGAUGAGUUAAAGAAACGUGGAUUUAAAUUGGGACCUGCACCAAAAUCUUUAGGGUUCAGUUUGGAAAGUGGUUGGGGCACUGGAAGAGCUGGACCAAGCUACAGUAUGCCAGUUCAUGCUGCAGUACAGAUGACAACAGAACAGCUUAAGACUGAGUUUGACAAAUUGUUUGAAGAUUUAAAAGAAGAUGAUAAAACUCAGGAAAUGGAACCAGCUGAGGCUAUUGAAACACCAUUGCUUCCACAUCAAAAACAAGCUUUAGCUUGGAUGGUUUCACGGGAAAACAGUGAAGAACUUCCACCAUUCUGGGAACAGCGAAGUGACUUAUACUAUAACACAAUAACAAAUUUUUCUGAAAAGGACCGACCAGAAAAUGUUCAUGGAGGAAUUUUAGCUGAUGAUAUGGGUUUGGGCAAAACUCUGACAGCCAUUGCAGUGAUUCUUACCAACUUCCAUGAUGGCAAGUCUCUUCCUGUUGAAAGAGUUAAGAAAAAUCAACUGAAGAAGGAAUGUAAUGUUUAUGAUGAAUCUAUGGAAUUUGGAGGAAACAAUACCAGUGAAAAGGCAGCUGGACUAAUCAAAGGAUCUAGAUGUAGUGGAGAACCCAGUAUUUCAGAUGUCAAGGGAAAGAAUAAAUAUCCCAAAUCAGAAUUCUCUAGCUCCCGCCCCAAAAGGAGAAAACCUGCUGCUGUACAGUACACUGAAAGUAGUGAUUCAGAGGAAGUUGAACCAAGUGAAUUGCCACAGAAAAUGAAAGGCAAACUGAAAAGAACACAAUCAGAGACUAAAAUCAGAGUAAAAGCAGGGUCUUCUAAGGUUCAAGAGGAUGCAGAGUUUGAAUGUGCACUUACUUCAUCUACCCCUGCAGCAAAAAAGAAAAUGUUGAAAAAGGGAGCAUCUGCAGUGGAGAGUUCAAAGAAAACUGAUGUUGAAGAUAAACCAAGAACAACACUGAUCAUCUGUCCACUUUCUGUGUUAAGCAACUGGAUGGACCAGUUUGGACAACACAUAAAAUCAGAUGUGCACUUGAAUUUUUAUGUUUAUUAUGGUCCUGAUCGUGUUAGAGACCCAACCUUGCUUUCAAAACAGGAUAUUGUUUUGACUACAUACAAUAUUUUAACUCAUGACUAUGGUACUAAGGGUGAUAGUCCAUUACAUAGCAUAAGGUGGCUAAGAGUGAUCCUGGAUGAAGGACAUGCCAUACGAAAUCCAAAUGCUCAGCAAACAAAAGCUGUACUUGAUUUAGAAGCAGAAAGAAGAUGGGUUUUGACAGGCACUCCAAUUCAGAAUUCUUUAAAGGACUUGUGGUCUCUUCUUUCCUUUUUAAAACUUAAACCAUUUGUUGAUAGAGAAUGGUGGCAUAGAACAAUACAGCGUCCUGUCACAAUGGGAGAUGAAGCUGGACUUAGGCGUUUGCAGUCCCUAAUUAAAAAUAUUACACUUAGAAGAACAAAGACAAGCAAAAUUAAAGGAAAACCUGUUUUGGAGUUACCAGAACGUAAAGUAUUUAUUCAGCACAUUACACUUUCAGAUGAAGAGAGAAAGAUUUACCAGUCCGUGAAAAAUGAAGGCAAAGCUACUAUUGGAAGGUAUUUUAAUGAAGGCACUGUCCUUGCACACUAUGCAGAUGUCCUGGGUCUUUUGCUUAGAUUGCGGCAGAUUUGUUGUCAUACACACCUUCUUGCAAAUGCAGUGUCUUCCAGUGGUCCCUCAGGGAAUGAUACACCUGAAGAACUACGGAAGAAGUUAAUAAAGAAGAUGAAGUUAAUUCUGAGCUCAGGUUCUGAUGAAGAAUGUGCAAUUUGCUUGGACUCUUUAAUGGCUCCUGUCAUAACACAUUGUGCACAUGUCUUCUGUAAACCUUGUAUUUGUCAAGUCAUUCAGAAUGAGCAGCCUCAUGCUAAGUGCCCUUUGUGCAGAAGUGAUAUACAUGGAGACGGUUUAAUAGAAUGUCCUCCAGAAGAAUUGGCAUGCAACACUGAGAAAAAGUCUAAUAUGGAAUGGACAUCCAGUUCGAAGAUUAAUGCUCUAAUGCAUGCAUUGAUUGAUUUAAGAAAGAAGAACCCCAACAUAAAAAGUUUAGUUGUUUCUCAGUUUACAACAUUUUUGUCUUUAAUAGAAACUCCCCUCAGAGCCUCUGGAUUUGUAUUUACUCGUUUGGAUGGUUCCAUGGCCCAGAAAAAAAGAGUUGAAUCAAUUCAGUGUUUUCAAAACACUGAAGCAGGGUCUCCAACUAUAAUGCUUCUGUCCUUAAAAGCAGGUGGAGUUGGUUUGAAUCUUUCUGCAGCAUCUCGAGUUUUUUUAAUGGAUCCAGCCUGGAAUCCAGCUGCUGAAGAUCAGUGCUUUGACAGAUGCCAUAGACUUGGCCAGAAGCAAGAAGUUAUUAUCACAAAAUUCAUUGUGAAGGAUUCUGUUGAAGAAAACAUGCUGAAAAUACAAAACACAAAGAGAGAACUUGCAGCUGGAGCCUUUGGAACUAAGAAAACAAACGCGAGUGAAAUGAAACAAGCUAAAAUCAACGAAAUAAGAACUUUAAUUGAUUUAUAAAUUUGUGGAAUUUGGUAAGCUCAGUUUAAUCAGAUACAUACACAAGUUUUAGAAAUGAGAAAAGUGCAGUUCUAGAAAUGAUGUCUAGAGUAUGUCUUCUAAAAGGGGCAUAUUUUAUAUUAGUGAAGAGGUAUUACUAAUCGCCUUCUAUAUAUGAACCUAUUUUUAAUGAUACUUCAAAUAGCAAUAAGUUCUGUUAUAUGCCGUGGCCUAAAAUAAUUUUUGGAGGAGAAAAAGUUACUUUUAUUCAACUUUUCAUAUUAUCUAUGCUGAGUAUUUUCAUGUCUCUCCCAAGUACUCAGCUUUUUCAUAUUUCCAAAAAAGUCAAACCUUUUAUACUUUUGACCAAAUAGAGAGUUAUUUUCUAUGUUGACACAUUUGGUUAGUCACCAAAGCCUCCCAUUUGUGAUGCUAUGGAUUCACAGUCCUUGUAAACGAUUAAUAUGUACACAGACUAUACAAGAGAUUGAUUUUAUUGGACCUUUGAAAACCACAUAUGCAUUCCAGAACAUUAAAUGAGAGACCAAAGUCCAGGUUAGCAGGUUACCUGGUUUUUGUUUGGUUUUGUUCAUAUAUGUGUGUGUGUGUUGGUUUCUUUGUUUAUUUUUCUUUUCACAGUAUCAUUGAGAUAAAAUUCAAAUAAGUGACUUACAAGUCUAUGUUCAUGAAAAAAAUUAGGGUUUGUGUUAGAGCACAAUUUCUCCAUUUAGUCAGGUGGUAUUAUUCUUUUUAUUUAAAUGUAACUUGAUGUGUUAGUGUGUAAAUACAGUCUGUGGGGAUGAGAAGGAACCAGUUUUGCCCAAUUUGAUUUGACUAUUUAAAUUAUGGAAUUGCUGAAUAGAUAUUUCUAUAUAUAGAUAAUAUUAUUUAUGUGCUUUUAAAAAAAACUUUAUAAAUUUUUAUAAUUCAGAAGACUACUGUAUGUGAGAGGCAUGAUAUCUGGAUGGAAGUUGGGCUGGAUGACCUCCAAAAUUCUUUCAACUUUUAAAGACAUCUUAAUCCCUAAAUGGAGAAUUUUCUUUGAUAUUAUGUUUAGAAUCAGAGUUUGAUUUUGGAACUUGAAUAAUUUACCCUUACACCUACCUACAGAAUCAGUCAUCAUUUUCCUACUUUUUUGUUAAUAAUGAAACAGUAGCUGCCACAGAAUUCUUGAUAACUCUUUUAGUCACAUUUAAAACAAACUAUAACUUUAUCAAUCAGGUUAGGUAGUAAGUGGUGUUUUUUCCUUAAGGGAAACUUUAUUUUUAAUGCAAAGAAGGAAGAAAUUGAUCACUAUAACAGGAGAAGCUUCAUGUUUGAUGACACAAAUUUAAGAACACGAGGUAAUAAGUGGUGUUUUUUCCUUAAGGGAAACUUUAUUUUUAAUCCAAAGAAGGAAGAAAUUGAUCACUAUAACAGGAGAAGCUUCAUGUUUGAUGACACAAAUUUAAGAACACCUUAUAUUUUACUUACAGUGUUGGAAGUAACUUGACUGAAAGAUAAGAGGAGAUUGGAGGCAGGGUUGUAUUCUAGGGCACAUAUCUUAGAUUUAACACAUAUUUUAUCACCAGCUAAAUCCUUCCCUUCUCUGAGCCCUAUUCUUUGCUCUAAGGGAACAGUGGAUUAGACAGCAAGAAUCUUCCCAGGCCUUUUUCUCUCCAGCAGCAGGUGAUGAAAAGGACCAAUAGACCUUGCUGCAACGAUGAGAAUGGAAUUAUAAUUUGAGGUUGGUCCACUAGCAUAAGGAGUGAUAGAGAAGAACUAGCACAAAAAAUCAAGUUGAUCAGGAUCUCAUAAAACAUGAUAGGUAUAUGGGUUCUCAGUAUACCAAUACUCCUGUAAGAUUAAGUAUAAAAAGAAUUUGCAGCAAAAAACACAACUCUACUCUCCUUGCUUACAAAGGCAAAACCUUACAAACUCAUUGUAAAGUGAAGACUGCUUCUUUACCCAAACAUUUACAGACUUCUGUUUUUAAACAUAUUCAUGUGACAAGUCAUUUAAAAAAUACCUUUUUGGUUUUGUACAGUUCUGUUAAGUGGUGUUAAAUAAAAAACAAAUUCAUCCUAUGAAAAUAUAUAAACUACUGGAAUGAAAAAUUCACAUUAUGUUUAUGCUGUUAACACUGUUUCAUUAUUAUGUAGAGUAAUAGCUUUAGAAAUAUCUUGAAAAUACUGUGUUUCCACUUGUGGUUCAAACUGGAUUUUGUUUUAAAUUCAAAAUUAAUAAAAGUUUCAAAAAUUA
Messenger RNA from Capra hircus (goat), 5455 nucleotides. RefSeq names its product helicase like transcription factor (gene HLTF). Bases 206 to 3235 code for a protein of 1009 amino acids. Lineage: Eukaryota; Metazoa; Chordata; Mammalia; Artiodactyla; Bovidae. The record is from RefSeq and is a predicted model, not a curated record. Gene Ontology annotation, molecular function: ATP binding; ATP-dependent chromatin remodeler activity; nucleic acid binding. The transcript is spliced from 25 exons.